AUUUCUGGGUAUUGGGAGUCAUUCCGUGAUUUAGUCAUUGAAGAGACGUCGCUAUAUUUAUUGUUGAAAAUACGCACCUCCCUUGGCUAUCAAGUUUGUCAACGACCCCCGUGGACACAUCAUCUAGAUUCCACAUCAAUCCUGAUGCAGGAAACGACUACCGAAUCGUCGGAAAUCAAACGCCUCCACAUCACCCCCUUUGAUCCCUCUAUCCUCCCGUCCGUUCUCCCCGCUUCAAUUCGACCUCUGGCGUCCGAGAUAUCCUUCCACUCAAUCGCGACCUUUCCCGAAAACAGCUACGGUUACGUGAGCCUGCCUGCGAUGGAGGCCGACAAGAUCAAGAAGAAGCUCAACGGGUCGAUCCUCAAGGGCAAGAAGUUCAAGGUGGAGGCGGCCCGGCCGUCUAAACGGCGCAGGGAUGAGGACGAUGAUGAAGCUGCGGAGCCCACGCCCAAGUCUGACAAGAAGUCCGACAAGAAGGCCGACAAGAAGUCCAAGAAACGGAAGGCGACAGAGAAUGUGGUGGAGGGGUACGAGCUUCCGGCGGAUCGGCACGUAAAGAGAAGUUGGACCGAGUCGACGGGUGCCAAGGAGAAACGCCGGACAGAGGAAAAGAGGAAGAAGGAGAAGGGUGAGAAGAAGGCCAAAUUGCAGGCCAAGUCGAAAUAUAGCGAGAAGUCCGAGUGUCUGUUCCAGGCCAAGCUUCCUCCAAACCGCGUCUCCAACGGUGAAAAGAAGGACAAAUCGUCCAAAAAGAAGAAGAACAAGGACCCUUUACAAACUACCGUCCACGAGUUUGAAAACACCGUGACAUACCCUAGCUUUCUCCGUGCCGCAGGCGAGGAUGUCGCGCCUGUCUCUCGAUUCGAGGAAGGGAAAGGCUGGGUCGAUGCGUCUGACAAUGUCAAAGAGAAACCCAGUGAGCGCGUCCGGACCAAAGACCACAAACCCGGGCAGUUGCCAGGAGCGAAGGAGAAGCGGCCAUCGCUCAAGCGUGCUCAAGCCAAAGUAAAGAAGAACAAGGCCUCUAAGGAAUCUACGAGCGAAUCGGAAGAUUGGACUUCAAGCGACGCCUCAUCUGAUGACAGCUCUUCCGACUCGGAAGAUGACGACGACAGCGUAUCUUCCAGCGCAUCGGAAACUUCCAAGACUUCUACGGCAGGAAACAAACAUCCGACUGCGCAGUCCAAUCCCACAGAGGCAGAGGCAGAUUCCAGCUCUUCAGAAUCGGACUCCGAGACAUCAGUGAAAUCGGACGAACGUCCGGCAGAAACCACGAAUGAGCCAAGCGCGAGCGAUGUCCAUCCGCUCGAGGCUCUCUUCAAGCGACCAGCGCCCAAGACUGCCGAGAAAGCGCCAGAACCAGAGCCCACUGCACAAUUCAGCUUCUUUGGACAAGGGGAUGAUAUCGACUCCGACGAGGAAAUGAAAGAGCCCGCCGCCACUGCUGAGGCUUCUGAAGCUCCCCAAACACCGUUCACGAAAAGGGACCUGCAAAGCCGGGGUUUGAGAAGCGCGGCGCCGACCCCGGACACGGCCCUAGUCAAUCGAAACAUCAAGUGGGACUCGGAGGAGGAAGAUGACAGCGCAACGGAGGCCGGUGUCGUCAAUACGCCGCUUCGAAAAUUCGGAGCCGCAGAAAACGCGGAGUCCGAUUUCGCCAAAUGGUUCUGGGAGAACCGCGGUGACAACAACCGGGCUUGGAAGAAGCGACGACGCGACGCGGCCAAGGAACAGAGACAACGAGAGAACCGAAGCAAGGGAAUGAAAGGGAGAUCCUAGGGUUGGGGUGCUUUAUCUCUUGGGGGGGUUUCGCAUCGGAAAAUAUAGCAGGCAUUUGGAGCAGUAUAUUUAGCUAAUAG
This is a messenger RNA of Aspergillus campestris IBT 28561, 1862 nucleotides long. RefSeq lists its product as uncharacterized. The transcript has a single exon. The record is from RefSeq and is a predicted model, not a curated record. Lineage: Eukaryota; Fungi; Ascomycota; Eurotiomycetes; Eurotiales; Aspergillaceae. Bases 145 to 1782 code for a protein of 545 amino acids.